GCUUUAUUUCUUUUUUUUUUCUUUCUUUCUAUCCCUUUACGAAAGAAUUAAACAAAAAUUAAAAAAUUCCACCACUCUCUAGGUGGAAAAAAGAACUAUUUCUCUCUCUUCUGCAACUGCAACUGAUAAUCAGAUCAUAGUUUUCCUAGAUUUUCCCACCUUUUCCCGUACUUUCUUGCCCAGAUUCUCGCUCUCGAGCUCAGUGACUCGGUAACUCGUCGACUCAACAACUCAGCGAUUUUGUGUUUGCUUUUCGGAAUAAUCGGAUUCAGUGGACUCACUCAGUCUCAUCUCCUUCACCUCCAUUUUGAAAAUUUUCGCAGUACUGAAGCUUCACUCGUCGCUCAGCUCAGGUGUCGGAACAGUUCUGGAAGCUGUAGCUGGAGCGACUUUGAGUCCGAAACGAGUGGCUAUGUUGGUUGAUUCGGGCGUCGGUGACAAUUGGGGACUGUUUGCGUGUGUCAAUUCGGGGUUUGAGUUAGAGUUUCAGCUAGCGAUUGGUGGUUAAAUGGCGGUGUUUGGCAUUGAGCAUGUCUCUUUCUCAAAUUUGCUUUUAGAUUUAGGGUUUUCUUUUCACUAAAAAACACGCUUUUUCGCGUAAUGUCGCGGACCGAUAGAAUGGCUUCGGAUCUCAGCAGGACUGGUCCCGUAGAGAGGGAUAUCGAGCAGGCCAUUACUGCCCUGAAGAAAGGAGCAUGCUUGCUCAAGUAUGGAAGAAGAGGGAAACCCAAGUUUUGUCCCUUUCGUCUUUCCAAUGAUGAGUCUGUUUUAAUAUGGUUCUCCGGGAAAGAGGAGAAACACCUUAAACUGAGCCAUGUUUCUAGAAUUAUAUCAGGGCAACGCACCCCAAUCUUUCAAAGAUAUCCACGGCCAGAGAAGGAGUACCAGUCAUUUUCUCUUAUCUAUAAUGAUAGAUCACUGGACUUGAUUUGCAAAGAUAAAGAUGAAGCUGAGGUAUGGUUUAGUGGUUUAAAAGCAUUGAUAUCCCGUGGUCAUCAUCGAAAAUGGAGAAAUGAGUCUAGGAGUGAUGGAAUCCCAUCUGAGGCAAAUAGUCCUAGAACAUACACGAGGAGGAGUUCUCCUUUGCAUUCUCCCUUCGGUAGUAAUGAUAGCUUACAGAAGGAUGGUUCAGAUCAUCUUCGCCUUCAUAGUCCAUAUGAAAGUCCUCCAAAAAAUGGUCUGGACAAGGCAUUAUCAGAUGUGAUACAAUAUGCUGUUCCUCCCAAGGGUUUCUUCCCCUCAGAUUCUGCAACUGCUUCAGUCCAUUCUUUGUCUUCAGGAGGCUCAGAUAGUGUACAUAUGAAGGCAAUGCCGAUGGAUGCUUUUAGAGUCAGUCUAUCGAGUGCUGUUAGUUCAUCAAGCCAAGGUUCUGGUCAUGAUGAUGGUGAUGCCCUGGGAGACGUUUUCAUUUGGGGGGAAGGAACAGGAGAUGGUGUUUUGGGUGGUGGAACACAUAGAGUUGGAAAUAGUUUUGCUGGAAAAAUGGAUUCUUUAUUGCCCAAAGCCUUAGAAUCUGCUGUAGUGCUUGAUGUUCAUCACAUCGCAUGUGGUGGACGACAUGCUUCUUUGGUUACGAAGCAAGGAGAAGUUUUCUCCUGGGGGGAGGAAUCAGGAGGCAGGCUUGGCCAUGGUGUAGAUUCUGACGUUUUUUAUCCGAAACUUAUUGAUGCCUUGAGUAAUACAAACAUUGAGCUUGUAGCUUGUGGUGAGUACCACACAUGUGCUGUAACUCUUUCUGGUGAUUUGUACACAUGGGGGGAUGGUGCUUACAAUUUUGGUCUUCUUGGCCAUGGAAAUGAAGUGAGUCAUUGGAUGCCAAAAAGAGUUAAUGGUCCUUUGGAAGGCAUUCAUGUCUCAUCUAUCUCUUGUGGACCCUGGCACACUGCUGUUGUGACAUCUGCUGGACAAUUGUUCACUUUUGGUGAUGGAACAUUUGGUGUUUUGGGCCAUGGAGAUAGGAUGAGUGUUUCAUUACCCAGGGAAGUGGAAUCCUUGAAGGGGCUCCGUACUGUGCGAGCAGCUUGUGGUGUUUGGCAUACUGCUGCCGUUGUGGAAGUCAUGGUUGGGAAUUCAAGUUCUAGCAACUGUUCUUCAGGAAAGCUGUUCACUUGGGGAGAUGGUGAUAAAGGCCGUCUUGGUCAUGGUGACAAGGAAGCAAGGCUUGUGCCUACUUGUGUUGCUGCCCUUGUUGAACCAAACUUUUGUCGAGUUGCUUGUGGACAUGGUUUGACAGUUGCACUUACAACAUCCGGCAAUGUCUAUACAAUGGGCAGUCCAAUUUGUGGCCAGUUGGGAAAUCCUCAAGCUGAUGGAAAGCUUCCAACCCGUGUGGAAGGAAAAUUAUCCAAGAGUUUUGUGGAUGAAAUAGCUUGUGGUGCGUAUCAUGUUGCUGUUUUGACUUCAAGAACCGAAGUUUAUACUUGGGGAAAGGGAGCAAAUGGGCGUUUAGGUCAUGGGGACAUAGAUGAUCGAACUUCUCCUACCUUAGUUGAAGCUUUGAAAGACAAGCAAGUUAGAAGCAUUGCUUGUGGCACUAAUUUUACUGCAGCUAUUUGUCUUCAUAAGUGGGUAUCAGGAAUCGAUCAAUCUAUGUGUUCUGGUUGCCGUCUACCAUUUAAUUUCAAAAGAAAACGCCAUAAUUGUUAUAAUUGUGGGCUUGUUUUCUGCCAUUCAUGUAGCAGUAAAAAGUCUCUUAAGGCUUCCAUGGCACCAAACCCCAACAAACCCUAUCGUGUUUGUGAUAGUUGUUUUAACAAACUCAGAAAAGCUAUUGAAACUGAUGUUUCAUCUCAGUCUUCUGUGAGCAGAAGAGGAAGUAUCAAUCAGGGGUCAAAUGAAUUCAUUGAUAAAGAUGAGAAGUUGGAUUCAAGAUCUCGAACACAACUUGCUAGAUUUUCUUCUAUGGAGUCUUUGAAGCAAGUGGAAACCCGGUCUUCAAAGAAGAACAAGAAACUGGAAUUUAAUAGCAGUCGGGUCUCACCUAUUCCAAAUGGAAGUUCACAGUGGGGAGCUCUUAAUAUUUCCAAGUCUUUUAAUCCAGUUUUUGGGUCAUCCAAGAAGUUUUUCUCAGCUUCUGUUCCUGGAUCAAGAAUUGUUUCUCGAGCAACAUCUCCAAUUUCAAGGCGGCCCAGUCCUCCUCGUUCUACAACACCAACUCCAACUCUUGGAGGACUUACAUCACCAAAGAUUGUUGUAGAUGAUGCCAAAAGGACAAACGAGAGCCUCAGCCAGGAGGUUAUCAAACUAAGAACACAGGUUGAAAAUCUUACACGGAAGGCACAACUUCAAGAAGUUGAGCUGGAAAGAACAACUAAACUGCUCAAGGAAGCAAGAGAAAGUGCAGGGGAAGAGGCUGCCAAGUGUAAGGCAGCAAAAGAAGUCAUCAAGUCGCUUACAGCCCAAUUAAAGGAGAUGGCCGAAAAACUUCCUGUUGGAGCAUCCCGGAAUACUAAAUCACCUUCUCUCACUUCUCUGGGCUCUGAUCAUGUGUUUAGCGAUAUUUCUAAUCCUUCAAUUGAAAGAUUGAGUGGUCAAAUAUUAUCCCAAGAUUCAGAGCCAAAUGGAGCAAAUGGCCAAUUGCAUUGCAAUGGGUCCACUACCACCAGUAAUAGGAGUUCAGGUCAUAAUAAACAAGGCCAUUCAGAUGUAACAACUAGAAAUGGGAGCCGAACAAAAGAUGGUGAAUCUCGUAAUGACAAUGAAUGGGUUGAGCAAGACGAAGCGGGUGUUUACAUUACACUUACCUCUCUUCCAGGAGGUGCCAAGGAUCUCAAGCGUGUUCGCUUCAGUCGAAAACGGUUUAGUGAAAAACAAGCAGAGCAAUGGUGGGCAGAGAACCGAACCAGAGUUUAUGAGCAAUACAACGUUCGCACUAUGGACAAGUCUAGUGUUGGUGUUGGGAGCGAGGACUUGGCUCACUGACCUAUUGAUACAAUCUUUAUGUAAAUGAAAGGAUUUUCUCUAGAUUGGAGCUUGAGUAACAGUGAGGUCAUACUGAUUAAUUAGAGUUGGCUUCCAUCCUUCUAAAGGAGCUAAGUAAAGGAAGCAAAGGCUUGGGUAUAGGAAGGAGAAUUAAGAGGGGUUUGAUUGUGUUUUCUCAUUUUAUCCAAUUUGUCUCUGAUUUUAAUUUUUCCCCCCUUUUUGAUUUGUAUUCCAUUUUUUCCCUAUGUGCCUUUGUGUGGGGGAUUGAGGGUCAGAAAUGUAAAUUCCUAGUAGGUUGCUGGCUCAUGUUGAAAGCAGCUGCCUUGUAAAUUCCAUAAGUGAAUGCAUCUGCAGUUUUUUUUUUGCCCCUUCCCUUCACCACGGUUUAUACAUUUUUUCAGGUAAUCUUACAGUCAAUUGCUAUGUAAUUUUUAGGCCAUGCUUUGUUUUUCUUAUCCAAUUAAGUUGCCCUCCAUCCAAUCCACACAGAAUUUAACGGGAAUAUUUUUUAAAAAUUUACAGUUUUUGUGAUAUUGCUGGUUCUGAA
Molecule: messenger RNA, 4468 nt
Organism: Humulus lupulus (European hop)
Lineage: Eukaryota; Viridiplantae; Streptophyta; Magnoliopsida; Rosales; Cannabaceae
Product: PH, RCC1 and FYVE domains-containing protein 1-like
Exons: 10
Coding region: 601-3921 (1106 amino acids)
Molecular function (GO): metal ion binding
Source: RefSeq, a predicted model, not a curated record